AGUUCUUAAAUAUGUUUAUGUAUUAACCAAAUUUUAUAUUAAAUUUUCUACAAGAUUGUUACGUGAUUUACACGUAAAAUGGCUGUGUAUAAAUCCAAUCAAAGCAAUGAAACACCAAUAUGUGAUACAAUGGAGAGGUUGGGUAAAUUCCAAAGGAUACAAUACGUGUUUUCGUUUGUGGCAACUCUAUUGGUAACAAUAACUCAUAUUAAUUACGUGUUCGUUGCUGGUGAAUUGAACUACAGAUGUCGUGUACCAGAAUGUGACGAAUUAAACAAAGAGUACAGUCCAAUAUGGUGGCCAAAUAAUACAAUUGACAAAUGUUUGAAACCAAUACUCAGAACCGAUGUUGGCCCAACUUGCAACAAUGACAGUUUUACGGAUGAUUACGAAGAUUGUAAGGAAUGGAUUUACGAGUCUAAUGAGACGGUUAUAGCAGAUUUGAAUCUAGGCUGCCAGCCAUGGAAAGUGAACAUGAUUGGUACCACUCACAGUAUUGGCUUGCUGUUAGCAAUGAUCGUCUCUGGAUGGUUGAUGGAUAGGUUUGGUCGCAAGCCGAUGUUUAUAUUCUGUCUGGUUGGAAGUUGUAUUGGACACCUAAAAGCCUUUACAAAAAAUUAUUAUAUUUACGUGCUGAUAGAGUUGAUAGAAGCGGUCAUCACCGGAGGCGCCUACACUGCAGUCUCCGUUUUAAUGAUGGAAAUUGGUGGAAAGAAAACCAGACUAUUAGCUGGCGUCAUAUUUGCGUUCGGGAUAUACAUGGGGGAGUCUGUGUUCGCGGCCAUGGCAUUCUUCGUCCCAUACUGGAAGAGUCUGCUUAAAGUCAUCUACACACCGCCCAUCUUUAUCCUGUCUUACGUGUACUUUUUAAAGGAGAGCCCCAGAUGGCAAAUUGUAAACGGGAAAACUGAUCUUGCUAAAGAAACACUUCUUCUGAUAUCAGAAACUAAUAAUGUUAACAUUAACAAGGAUGAAUUAUUAAGUAUGAGUGGGGAAGAUCUAAAAAAAGAGUUUAAAAUAGAGAACUGUCAGCAAAAAGAGACAUUUAGAGAUGCGAUGAAAUCGAAAGAGAUUGUAAAACGACUUGUGAUUGGAUCGUAUGCUAGAUUUGCCGCUUGCUUCGUUUACUACGGCCUACUGAUAAACUCUGUGUCUCUUCCUGGUAACAAAUAUACAAAUUUCUUCUUAUCGUCAGUGAUGUCGUAUCCAGGAGACAUAAUGGCUCUGUAUUUGAUGAACAAUGUUGGUAGGAAGAUAACACUUGUCUAUGGUUAUAUUAUUUGUGGAUUGCUCUGUAUUGCUUCUGUUUGCUUUCCCGAUGAUUACACUUGGGUGAAUACAGCUUUCUUUUUGGUCAGUAAAAUGGUGGUGUCCGGUUGCUUCAUAGGGAUAGUGACAUAUACCAUUGAAUUAUACCCCACUAGUGUUAGAGGCACUCUAAUUGGAAUAUCUGCUUUAACUGCCAGCAUUGGUAACAUUCUUGCACCCUUGACGCCAAUAAUGAAAACGUUUUCUCCCAUUCUAACAUCGUUGACAUUCGGUGGUUUGUCUAUUGUUGCCGGUUUACUCCUCACAAUGACACCAGAGACUAAGGACUCUGCUCUUGUAGAUACGGUGGAGCAAGUUGACCGUGAGAUAAAUCUACAAGAAAGUACUAAGAAAGAGAAAAUGAAAGGGCAAAUAAAUGAAUCUUACGUCAGUAAUGAAGAAGUGUAAA
This is a messenger RNA of Papilio polytes (common Mormon), 1717 nucleotides long. Its product is annotated as solute carrier family 22 member 15-like. The record is from RefSeq and is a predicted model, not a curated record. Gene Ontology annotation, cellular component: membrane. Gene Ontology annotation, molecular function: transmembrane transporter activity. Bases 79 to 1716 code for a protein of 545 amino acids. NCBI's taxonomy places the organism in Eukaryota, Metazoa, Arthropoda, Insecta, Lepidoptera, Papilionidae. The transcript has 7 exons. Gene Ontology annotation, biological process: transmembrane transport.